GCCGCCGCCUGUCCCCGCCGAGGAGGCGCAGCACCCGGAGAUGGCGGCGGUGCUGAACGCCGAGCGCCUUGAGGUAUCGGUCGACGGCCUCACGCUAAGUCCGGAUCCGGAGGAGCGGCCUAGCGCAGAGGGCGCCCCGCUGCUGCCGCCGCCACUGCCGCCGCCCUCGCCUCCUGGGUCCGGCCGGAGCCCGGGCGCCGCAGGGGAGCAGCCGGAGUCCGGGGAGGCGGCGGCUGGGGGCGCGGCGGAGGAGGCGCGGCGGCUGGAGCAGCGCUGGGGCUUUGGCCUGGAAGAGCUGUACGGCCUGGCUCUGCGCUUCUUCCGAGAAAAGGAUGGCAAGGCCUUUCAUCCAACUUACGAAGAAAAACUGAAGCUUGUGGCACUACAUAAACAGGUUCUUAUGGGCCCAUAUAAUCCAGACACUUGUCCUGAAGUUGGAUUCUUUGAUGUGUUGGGGAAUGACAGGAGGAGAGAAUGGGCGGCCCUGGGAAACAUGUCUAAAGAAGAUGCCAUGGUAGAGUUUGUCAAGCUCUUAAAUAGGUGUUGCCAUCUCUUUUCAACGUAUGUUGCAUCCCACAAAAUAGAGAAGGAAGAGCAAGAAAAAAAAAGGAAGGAGGAGGAGGAGCGAAGGCGCCGUGAAGAGGAAGAAAGGGAGCGUCUACAAAAAGAGGAAGAAAAACGUAGGCGAGAAGAAGAGGAAAGGCUUAGACGGGAGGAAGAAGAAAGGAGGCGAAUAGAAGAAGAAAGGCUUCGGUUAGAGCAGCAAAAGCAGCAGAUAAUGGCAGCUUUAAACUCCCAGACUGCCGUGCAGUUCCAGCAGUAUGCAGCCCAACAGUAUCCAGGGAACUACGAACAACAGCAAAUUCUCAUCCGCCAGUUGCAGGAGCAACACUAUCAGCAGUAUAUGCAGCAGUUGUAUCAAGUCCAGCUUGCACAGCAACAGGCAGCAUUACAGAAACAACAGGAAGUAGUAGCUGGAGCUUCAUUAUCUACAUCAUCAAAAGUGAAUGCAUCUGUUCCAAGUGAUAUGAUGUCAGUUAAUGGACAGGCUAAAACUCACACUGACAACUCUGAAAAAGAACUUGAGCCAGAAGCUGCAGAAGAAGCCUUGGAGAAUGGACCAAAAGAAUCUCUUCCAGUAAUAGCAGCUCCAUCCAUGUGGACCCGACCCCAGAUCAAAGACUUUAAAGAGAAGAUUCGGCAGGAUGCGGAUUCUGUGAUUACAGUGGGCCGAGGAGAAGUUGUCACUGUUCGAGUCCCCACCCAUGAAGAAGGAUCAUAUCUCUUUUGGGAAUUUGCUACAGACAAUUAUGACAUUGGGUUUGGGGUGUAUUUUGAAUGGACAGACUCUCCAAACACUGCUGUCAGCGUGCAUGUCAGCGAGUCCAGUGAUGAUGAUGAGGAGGAAGAAGAAAACAUCACUUGUGAAGAGAAAGCCAAAAAGAAUUCCAAUAAGCCUCUACUGGAUGAAAUUGUGCCUGUGUACCGGCGGGACUGUCAUGAGGAAGUGUAUGCUGGCAGCCACCAGUAUCCAGGGAGAGGAGUCUAUCUCCUCAAGUUUGAUAACUCCUAUUCUUUGUGGAGGUCAAAAUCAGUCUACUACAGAGUCUAUUAUACUAGAUAAAAAUGUUACAGUGUCUGGAAUCUAGGGUUGGCAGAAGAUGGUAUUGAAUUUCUUUUGACAUUUGUGGAGCUUUGGAGUCAUUGUUUACCCUGUUGAUUUUGGUCUGAUGAUUUGUGAACUCUUGCUGGGAAUAAGGGAUUUCCUUGAGACUCUUUAGCUUUAAUACUUUGGGGUUAAAAGGGAUUCCUCAGACUCAUCUAGCCCUUGGGUGCUGACCAGCAGAGUCACUAGUGGAUGCUGAAGUUACAUGAGCUACGUGUUAAAUAUUCAAAGUCUUCAAAAUAAAACAUCCCACCGUUGACCCCACCUGGCUGAUGGUUAGUCCAUUGCUGCCUACUCCAUGUGUUUUUUUGGAGCCCAUACUUAACAGUACCCUCUGAUUUGAAAUGCUUAUGUUAAUAGUCUGCAUCAAAUGCAGCUGGUUUUGAUUGAAGGUCGCUUUUUUUAAAAUUUAAAAACUCAAGACCUCACAGAUUUUAGUAAAAAAAGAAAUUGUGUCCAUUAGAUCUUAUUCUGAAUUACCCAGAUUGUUUAGUUCCAGAGUUAUAUUACAGAGAAUUAUUUUCUGAGAUAAUCAUAAAUUUAGAAUAUUCAAACCCAAUAGAUAAUUGAAGUAUCAGGAUACAUAGAUAGAACAUCCUUCUUAGUGAGUCUCCGCAAACUCUCAGGCUUUUUCUUUUCAUUUGGUAUUCAUACAUCAGUAGCAAAGCCAAAAUUUGUUUUUCUCUUGAUUUGGCUUUAUAGAGCAUCUCAAAACUUUUCUGCACAAAACAUACAGUUAGGGAUUUUGUAAACUCAAAUUGGCAACCUACUGAAUUAAAAUCUGUAAAGUCAUUUAAAUAAUAUUCAGCAUUUGGGGAGUACCAUUGCACUAAUAUGGAAGUCACUGCCAGAUACAGUCCAUUUUCUUUUCAUUUGUUACUAAGGCACAAAUCCUAGACAAUUCCCAUUUGAAAUUACUUAUUGGAAUUGGAAAUGCCCAUGCUUAAAUUUUUUAACUUUAAUCUGUAUUAUGUCUUUAUUGAUGAGAAGAGGCACAUCUUUGUUUUUCUUACUGAAAACAAAUAUGAAUUAAUUGCUUCAAAUUUGUAUAAGUGAUAAAUGUAGAGAUUCUUGUUUUCAUAAGGAAUGGUGGAAUAGACAAAAACUGACAAAGAUGGCAAUAGACACUUAAUGUUGUUAUUAUAUGUUGUUACUGAAAGAGUUAGAUUUUUAAAGUUUCAGGUCAUAAAUCACUUCUUACAGGAGGGAUUCCAUUGAUUAGCUGCAGUAAUACAGUUCACUACAUACAGGCUGUUUGAGUUUUUCUGUACUGCAUUUCUUUGUUUUUUAAUACCCAGUUUUGUAUGUAUCUAACUUCGUUCUCUUUUGUUUGUUCAGAAACUGGAUUAUUUUCUCAUAAGCAGUGCUUAAUUUGUUUUCCAGGUUUGAUUCAAGAGUCCCAGUGUCCAUACUGUUACAUCCAGAGCAUUUGUUAGGCUGUCCCACAGUUCUCAUGUACAUAGGUAUAAAAACCAUGGAGUUAGGCACUUCCUGGCUUUUUUUUUUUUUAAUGAGAAAAAUACUGUAUUUAAAAUGUAAAAUAAACUUUUAAAAAGCAGGCACUAAUAUAUAUUUCUUCCAGCCUUUGAUUACAGAUUUGUCCUUGCACAUAUUAAGAUGAAGUAUCUUCUAAAAAUUUUGUUCUUGGGAGCAGUGUAUGUUACUUUACAUAGCAGUUUUUCUGUCACAUAUUCAUGUCAACAUUUUUGGUUUUAAACUUUUUUAUUGCCUUUGGCUGUUGAUUAGUACAGUACAAGUGCGAUUUCAAAAAGAUCUUGAAAGUAAUAUAUUUAAUCAAUUAAAAUGUUUAUCUGUAACUUGUUGAUGUUUCAUUAAUACAGUUACUCUUUGAAGCAUUA
Marmota monax (woodchuck) is the source of this 3525-nucleotide messenger RNA. It is a transcript of the gene Acbd3, whose product is annotated as acyl-CoA binding domain containing 3. Gene Ontology annotation, molecular function: fatty-acyl-CoA binding. The coding region runs from base 41 to 1624 and encodes 527 amino acids. The record is from RefSeq and is a predicted model, not a curated record. Gene Ontology annotation, cellular component: Golgi membrane. Lineage: Eukaryota; Metazoa; Chordata; Mammalia; Rodentia; Sciuridae. The transcript has 8 exons.